AUGAAAAUAAAUCCUCUUUUGUUCAGGACUUACUGGUUUCAUGCAAUUCCCCAGAAAUUUCAGUUUACUUGCCGAAGAUGGGCGUCAAAGCAUUUGAAAGGAAAUAGCAAUACCUGGAUAGUCAGUGAAAAUGAUAUAAAAAAAUAUUCUCUUGAAUACAAACGGCAAGGGGAGAGUGAUCUUUAUAUGAUCAAUCAACAGCAUGAACGUUCGCAAGUGAGAUAUAAUAAAUUACCAUUGCAUGAAAGUGUGAAGCAAGGAAUAUCAGUUAAUUUUCCUGAAAUAAAAUAUUUUACACCUGUCCAAAUACGCAUUCUACGUGCCGCUUUAAUGAAUCGCUUUCCUUUUAUGGUACGCGCAUGGAACGGGUCAGUAAUGUCUUUUUAUUACCAAUUUUUGGACAAGUUUACCAAUGAAACCGAGCAUGGGUGUCAAGUUCUCAUCGUGGUACCAAACAAAAAUCUUGCUCAGCAAUACCAAGCGUGGAUAGAAAAGCUUGCAACGGGGGAACCUAUGCAAGAACCCCUACAAAAGAUUUCACAGAUUUUGGAGGUCUCCUUGUUUGGCCUUGAGGCAAUCAAGCGAGACCUUCCGUUUCUACUCAUUGCUGACUACAAAGAUUUGGAACGCUUGAAAGGGUUGAACCAUCCAAUUUUGGACCACAUCCUUCCAAAUCUAAAGACUAUUAUUUUUGAUGAAUCGGACCUUUACAUUCCAACGGAAGGGAGACAGCGUCGUUUAGCGGCUCCAGAGCCACGUAUUGCGGCCACUUCACUCUCUUCUUUCAUCCAGCUUUGCAGAGAACGCUCUUUGAGCUCGAGAAUUAAUAAAGAGCUUUCUGAGGUAGAACGCCAGAAAAAAAUGAAAAGCGGCAGCUGGUUGCCGAAUCUCAUUUUUUUAUCUGCUACAAAUUCUUAUCCAUGUGCUGAUUUUGUUGGUAAGAAAAUUACAAACCAACUCGGUAUCAUUGGGAUCCAUCGUAAAAUUCCACCCUACUGGAAUUUUAAUUCCACGCAGAAGAUACAACACUUGCUGAUCGAAGUUACGAAAGAUCAACGGACAGGUUCUCUGCGGCUUGAAGAUAUUCAAUAUGAGUAUGCUAGAAACCCUAAUUAUUAUUUGUCUGUUGGUGAUUCACCCCUGUCUUAUGAGAAUAUUGAAGUAUCGGCUGACAUGUUUGUCGAAUCCGUUCGAAAAACUCUAGCUGAGCUCUACAAAGACUAUCGUUCGAGAUACGCUCCUAGAAAAAAUAUAUUUAUUACAAUUCCAAGAGAGUUUGACCCAUCAUGGUUUUGCAAACGAUAUCAACGAAUUGGUACGACUCCACUGCGAUCAUUUGAGUGCUAUCCUCUUAAAGGGGAAGCCAUUCCGGAGAGUCAUAAGCAAAAGCAGAUUGCUUAUGUGGUAAAUGCUUCUGAGACAAGAGGUCUCUAUGUUCCUGAGGUAGGCCACGUAUUUCACCUGUGGAGUACAUUGUCGGCUGCUUCAUAUUUGAACAUUUCUGGGAGAAUUAGUUAUUUAAAUAGAGAAGGCCUGGUGCUUAACUACUUGUUACCGGGCUUUCUAAAAAGUCGGGAUUUUCAAAAACUAAAUUGUUCCAGAAGCGCUCUGUUAGUGCUGCAACGUGUUGGUAUUCGGCCUAAACAAUUUUUUGAAACAUAA
Messenger RNA from Schizosaccharomyces osmophilus, 1662 nucleotides. RefSeq names its product mitochondrial ATP-dependent RNA helicase Mrh5 (gene mrh5). The record is from RefSeq and is a predicted model, not a curated record. Lineage: Eukaryota; Fungi; Ascomycota; Schizosaccharomycetes; Schizosaccharomycetales; Schizosaccharomycetaceae. The coding region runs from base 1 to 1662 and encodes 553 amino acids. The transcript has 2 exons.